Mizuhopecten yessoensis (Yesso scallop) is the source of this 2282-nucleotide messenger RNA. RefSeq names its product solute carrier family 25 member 46-like. Gene Ontology annotation, cellular component: mitochondrial outer membrane. The record is from RefSeq and is a predicted model, not a curated record. The coding region runs from base 58 to 1239 and encodes 393 amino acids. Gene Ontology annotation, biological process: mitochondrial membrane fission; mitochondrial fission. The transcript is spliced from 10 exons. NCBI's taxonomy places the organism in Eukaryota, Metazoa, Mollusca, Bivalvia, Pectinida, Pectinidae.
UUCCCCAACAUGCAACGCUAGCAGCCGGUUCCUGAUACUGUUUUGAGAGCAAAAAUAAUGAGUGACCGCUCAUUUGUGCAAGAAAGGAACCUAAGACAGUCGUUCAGACAUCAGGAUUUGAGACAGGAUGAUGCUUUUUACGAGAGGACAGUGCGAUCGCAUCAACAACCACAGGAAAAUCGUGGACAAACAGAUCAGUUCCAGACUUUUGCUGGAUGGGCCAUAGGAAUAUCAAGUAGCGUGUUUGCAGAACACAUCCUGUCCCAUCCAUGUAUUGUUCUACGUCGACAAUGUCAGGUUCACCACAACGCCUCCUGGUACCACCUGACUCCUUUUACCCUCUUCCACGUAAUUGUGAAUUUGGAGAGAACACAGGGCCUGGCCACACUAUGGAAAGGUAUAGGAAGUGUGUUUCUCGCUAAGGGAAUCUUCAUGGUCAGCGAAACGGUCAUCAGUGAGGUCACACCUCUUCCUAAAGAAGUUUCGAAACACAGUCCACUGAAGAAACACUGUCAACACUUGCUCCUGAAAGGACUGUCAUAUAUGAUCUCCACACCCUUCCUGGCAGCCAGCCUACUGGAAACUGUACAGGCUGAUGUGUCGUCUGAGCGUCCAGGAACAUUUGACUGUCUGAAGGAAGGCGUGGCGCGUGUGAUGGGGUGGUGGACGCCACAGACCACUCACCUCCUGCCUGUCUGGAAACUUGUCCUGCCAACAGCCAUCAUAGGAGUUACAUCAUAUACAAUCACCCAGCUGGCCAAGUACACCGUCAUCUCCACCAUCACACUGGAAGAACAGGAAUCAAGGGCUAACUCUUCGCCAGUGGACGGACACACUAACGCCAAGAAGAUGUACGAGACAUUUUUCACAGAAAUGCUUGCCAGCUUCACCGGAAACCUGCUGGCAGACAUGAUGACUUAUCCGCUGGAGACUGUGAUACACCGACUGUACCUACAAGGUACGCGGACUAUCAUAGACAAUACUGACACUGGCAUGGACGUCAUCCCCAUCAGCACGCGCUACGAGGGCGUUGUCGACUGUUUUCGAGACAUUGUGAUCGAGGAAGGUUUUUCUGGACUUUACAAAGGUUUUGGAGCUGUGAUCCUUCAGUAUGCAUUACAUGCAGCUAUUCUACGUACAGCAAAGUUUCUUUUCGAGAAAAUAUCUCAGGAGUUCGGCACUUCUAGACAUUGUUCAAGCAUACAUCCUUCAACAAUGCCCAAGCAGCCUAACCAAUGAAGGUGUCAUCAAGCCGCAGAGGUAGAGUUGUGGAAAUAUGCGUCUGUCUGUAUAGAAUAUAUAUAUGUUAAUUAGCAAAAAUACGGUGACAUUUAAAAUGUAUAUUAAAAUGUGUAAAAGUGAUAUGACUAUAUUUAUUUGCAAAGAUGCAGAGGUCAACGUGACCUGGUCUGUUGGGAUGCUGAGCAACUUAGCUCCAGAUAUGGCCAAAUAUUUGCAGACACAAAAAAAAAAAAAAAUAUUGCAUCGUCGGAAACCCAUGUUUAAUUGUACUAGCGUUUAUUGUGGGUUGCCGACGAUGUAACUUUAGCGGUACCUCGUUAAUUUGCAAGGUUUGACAAGCUUCCGCUGUAAUAUAAAAUCAUCAUGGAAGUUUCAGAACUACAAUAUGAUGAACAACUGUUUUCUGGUGAUCUUGUGUGAUUUCUAGUCCACUGUUUGGGAGUUGACUGUCGCCAGUGGCUUGCUGUGUUGUCAGUUCGUUUUUAUAAAAGUUUCACAUACCCGUAAGUUUCUAAGGAGAAGACAAUGUAAUGCCGUGUAAGCCUUUGUGUUCUGUUAAUGUAUAGUUGAACCUACUGGUAACAUAUCUAUGGUUCCUUGUCUUUGUAAACAUUCUAACAACCUAAAGUGAAGCCCUAAUUUAAAACUCUUUAAACAACAUUUUACAUACAUAUUUUCGCAGUAUGUACACAGUUGGAUUUUUUCAGACCAUCAAUUGCUGGUGUCUUCAGUUUUCUUCAGAGAUAUUACAAUGAAAAGUUCUUUUAAUUUUCCAGUGUCAAGCUCUUUGUCACCUGGGAUACAUUGAUAAAAUCUAGAAAUGAGAAAUCAAUAGAGAUUGAUAUGUUAGUCCCCAACUGAUGCUGAGAGGACUAUAGGUUUACACAGAGAGGACUAUAAGUUUACACUGACAGGACUAUAGGUUUACACUGACAGGACUAUAGGUUUACACUGAGAGGACUAUAGGUUUACACUGAGAGGACUAUAGGCUUACACAGAGAGGACUAGAGGUUUACACACAGAGGACUAUAGGUUUACAC